This is a messenger RNA of Penicillium verhagenii, 1269 nucleotides long. RefSeq names its product protein gprC (gene gprC). The record is from RefSeq and is a predicted model, not a curated record. Gene Ontology annotation, cellular component: plasma membrane. Gene Ontology annotation, biological process: adenylate cyclase-activating G protein-coupled receptor signaling pathway. NCBI's taxonomy places the organism in Eukaryota, Fungi, Ascomycota, Eurotiomycetes, Eurotiales, Aspergillaceae. The coding region runs from base 1 to 1269 and encodes 422 amino acids. Gene Ontology annotation, molecular function: G protein-coupled receptor activity. The transcript has 2 exons.
AUGUCUGCACUCGCCCUUCUCAAUAUGCUGUCGGCGGACAGCCAUUCUGGUAAUGCCUUGGCUCCUCGACUACAUGAGGAUAUCACAUUGGAUAUCGAUCCGUUGCCUUCCAUCCAACGGAAAGGCCUAAUCGCCAUCACUGUCAUGGCUUUCAUGUCCUUUUUGGCAACAGGAAGUCUCUUGGCUUUCAUCACCUACCGCCUAAUCUUUUGGAGGGGAUCAUACACCAGAUACAUCGGUUACAACCAAUACAUUAUUCUCAUCUACAACCUGGUCUUGGCCGACUUUCAACAAUCACUUGCUUUCUUGAUUUGCCUGAAAUGGAUCGCCACUGAUAAGAUCAAGUCCGGCACAGCCGCCUGCUUCCUGCAAGGAUUGUGGCUUCAGAUCGGAGAUCCGGGCAGUGGUCUUUUCGUCCUGGCCAUUGCCAUUCAUACGUUCCUAUUGGUUGUCUGGGGCCGCAAAAUGUCUUACAGAACCUUCAUCAUGUUCGUCUGCGGUGUUUGGGCUUUCAUCGCCGUGAUUGUGAUCAUCCCGAUCGCCAAAUAUGGAGCCGAUGUGUUCGUGCCGUCGGGCGCCUGGUGCUGGAUUAACGCGGACUACGAAACUGUUCGCCUAUGGACUCACUACAUCUGGAUCUUCUUCGCCGAAUUCGGUACCGUCUGUCUCUACGCCAUCAUGUACUUCCAGCUCCGCAGACAAAUCUCCCAAUCCUCCAUCCUGGGUAACAGCCAACUCGAGAGUCUGAAGCGCCUCCGCCGCGUUGUCGGAUACAUGACCAUCUACCCCAUCGUCUACAUCGUUCUUUCGCUCCCUCUCGCAGCCGGUCGUAUGGCCACCGCAAACGGCAGCACUCCGUCCCUGACCUUCUUCUGCUGUGCUGGUGCGAUCAUGACAAGCUCCGGCCUUGUGGACGUCGUUCUAUACACUCUCACCCGCCGCAACCUCAUUAUCGACUCUGAGCCCAGCCAGGACCACUCAUACGGCAAGUUCGCAAGCAGCAAGGGACGCCGCGGAGAUCAUUUGACCACCAUCACCGCCGAGCCCAAAUCAAGGAAACAUGGCAUCUCCCAAAACACAGACCGCGAUGGCUCGACCGAUAACAUUGUCCAGCCGAGUCUUGAAAUGGGCCCCAUGGGCAAGGUGUACCAGGAGACAACCAUCGAGAUCACAACGGAGCCUGCAUCUGCGUAUCCAUCGGAGGGUGCCAGCGGACGCUCUAGCAAAGAAGACUUUGCGGAGCCAUCAUCACGGGCGUGGAACCGAUGA